CUCUCUUUCAAGUGGAAGGCUUUAAAGCAGCACAGUGGCUGGUGUUUUGGUAAAACCAACAUCAUGGUGUCAGGGAAAGAAGUGCUCGUGGCUGCUGCUGCUGUUUUUGUUGUCGCCCUCAUUUCACAGAGCGAGGGUAUAAUGGGCGGCAGAGAGGCAGCGCCACACUCUCGACCUUACAUGGCCUCCAUCCAGAAGCCAAAAGGAGAGGGUUUCAAACAUGAUUGUGGAGGGUUCAUGGUCGCAGAUCAGUGGGUGAUGACUGCAGCUCACUGUUUGCAAAACGGGCCAAAUGGAAAGAAAGUAGUGCUGGGUGUCCAUUCUCUGAGUGAAGCUGAAGAAACAAAGCAAACCUUUGACAUUUUGGAGAUUUACAAUCACCCAAACUUUAACCCCGCAAAUUAUGAUAAUGACAUUGCUUUAAUAAAGUUGGAUCGUCCAUUUGUGGCGUCUGACGCUGUUGGAGUGGUGGAAUUCCUGCGAGCGGGAGGCACGAACCCCACCGUCGAUGAAGAGGUAGAAUCAGCCGGCUGGGGAGCCCUUGACGACCUGGGGUCCAGGCCUGACAAGCUCAAAGAGGUGGCGGUCGACGUGUUCAGCUCUGUUUUGUGCAGUCGCGAGGACUACUACAGCUACAAGUUCACCACCAACAUGAUCUGCGCGCACAGAGUUUGCCCAAAGCCCUGUGCUAAACCAUAUAGGAAGGAAGACACUUGUGAUGGUGAUUCUGGGGGACCUCUGCUCUACAAUGGCACCGUGGUGGGCAUCACCUCCAAUGGCGGGGGGAAGUGUGGCCAGCUGAGAAAGCCUGGAAUUUACACCAUCAUCUCCCACUACACCGAGUGGAUUGACACCGCGAUGGCCCCGCCGCCCACUGCAGCAGCAGAGGAGAGCGAUUAAAUAAGCAACAGCAGCAAUAAAUCAAUCAAACUUUAUAUGAUUUUUUUUCUGCGUACUCUAUAGCACCUUUCAUACUGGUUCAUGCAAUUAAAAAUGCUUUACAGAUUAUUGAAAGCUGAUAAUAAAUUGUAAAAAAAAAAACAAUAUAACUAAUAGUUACUGAUUGUUCUGCACAUGAACACAAGUUUUUCUUUGUCAUUUGCAACUAAUGCAUGGCUCUAGAGAUUGAUUUCCAGUAUGGCAUAACAUACCACACAGAUUCACCCAGAUAAGAUAUUUUAUAUUGUAUUUCACAUUCCUUCCUCAAAUUACUGUAUAAAAGAAUCAAUAAAUUACAGUUUAACACA
Seriola dumerili (greater amberjack) is the source of this 1247-nucleotide messenger RNA. It is a transcript of the gene cfd, whose product is annotated as complement factor D-like. Bases 64 to 900 code for a protein of 278 amino acids. The transcript is spliced from 5 exons. Gene Ontology annotation, molecular function: serine-type endopeptidase activity. Gene Ontology annotation, biological process: proteolysis. The record is from RefSeq and is a predicted model, not a curated record. Lineage: Eukaryota; Metazoa; Chordata; Actinopteri; Carangiformes; Carangidae.